UCAAGCAGGGCAGGAUGGAACGCUCUACUUGAACACUGAAGAUGUCAGGCCCACCCCUCUGACCUUCCUCUGAGCCCAACGGCUCUGAUAAGUGGGCAGGCCUUGAGCCUGGAGACCCACAGACACACUUGGAUGAUUUUACAGAAAUCAGCCGGGCAACCUCCUGGUAGAGCUCUGAGCAGCUCCGGAGGGGCCACCUGCCAGCGCUGCAGGCAUGGCCAACCGGACCAAUGCCUCUGCCGCAUACGACAGCUACGAAUACUACCUGGACUACUUGGACCUCAUUCCCGUGGAUGAGAAGAAGCUGAAGGCCAGCAAACAUUCGAUCGUCAUCGCCUUCUGGGUGAGCCUGGCAGCUUUCGUGGUCUUCCUGUUCCUGCUGCUUCUGUCCAUGUCCUGGCCAGCCUCCCCGCAGACGAGGAAAGUAAGGACAGGCGGAGGUAUGAACAAUGCCCAGCACCACCCAACGUGCCCCUGGAGUCUCGGCCUCAACCUCCCCUUCUGUGUCUGGAAGCAACCCCAGCACCACGGGGCCCCCCAGGGGCCCCGCUGCCUCUACCGAGCUCGGUCGAGGAACCAGGUGGCAGAGCGUCGGGCCCCGUCCAGCAGCUGCAGCAGGAGAGUCCCUCCACCUCGGCCCCCUCCACCCCCCAGGGCCACCCUGCUCUCCUCUGGGAAUUGGCCCUCGAUGGGGACCUGCACGGCACCAGCUGAUGUCAGGAACUUCAAGCCCAGGGAGCCUCCCCUGCAGACAGAACCUCCCGACGGUAGAACCAACAACCCAAACCAGGGCCAUUGCUGAGUGAGCCGGGGAACUCAAACCAACCUGGACACACACGUGCCCUCUGAAAGCCUGGUUACAGGUAGCACGAUGUGCAACUAGGUCAAGAAUGACUGUACAAGGGGGUGCAUGUAUGCAUUUACCCAAGGCUGGCAACAGCCCAUCUGGCCGAGGGAGGAGGCCCCAAAUAUUGCUCGUUUCCUUUAGUGCACUUAACCUGCCUAUUUACUGCUCAUGCUGCUUUGGGAAGGAUAGAAAAGUAAAAUAUGUAUGAAUUAAGAUUAAAAAAUAUUCACUGAUCUCUACCAUGUCACUUCAUAGUUUCCGCUAUUACUUCUGCAAUGUUUUUUUUAUCAACUCUGAGUUCGCUGGCUGAUCUGCACCUUCUUUAGGACGCCCAGGGAGUGCCUGCCAGGUCCCCCUCCAUCCCCCGCGGACACCCACUGUCACUAAGAUGGGGCAGUGUGUGCCCGGCCAGACUCGCUGACUGUGGUGAGGGGACCUGAGCCACACCUCCGACUUCCCCAAGGCCUUUCACAGACAGAGCCCAGGGCGGCGUCUCCCCGGACAGGGCAGUCGGGUGCAGCAGGCAAGGCUUAAGCCCGAGUGGCAGGAGGAUCCUGUGCUGUGUGACUUCGUGUGACGUCUGAUCUGAGACCCCCGAUGGACCUAGUUCUCUAGUGCCCGACAGCCUGCCCCUGGCAGGGUGCCAGCACCAUACCACAAAGCCCAUACACCUCACCGCCCCCCAUCCCAGGUGACUGAAAAAUAAUCCUGUAAGGUGAGGGCCAGGCCUGGCCUCGCCAGCCCGGGGGACAGCGGGUUAGAAGGGAAGAUGGGGGAAGGGAGACUGAUGGGCUCCGGAGAUGCAGAAAGAGGGCAGAAAGGACCACAUGGGCUUUCCAACUUGAAUCUAAACGUAGGAUUCUGGCUUCACGACAUUCUAAGAAUAUUGCUGUG
Messenger RNA from Orcinus orca (killer whale), 1741 nucleotides. It is a transcript of the gene MRAP, whose product is annotated as melanocortin 2 receptor accessory protein. The record is from RefSeq and is a predicted model, not a curated record. Gene Ontology annotation, biological process: protein localization to plasma membrane; regulation of adenylate cyclase-activating G protein-coupled receptor signaling pathway. Gene Ontology annotation, molecular function: type 3 melanocortin receptor binding; signaling receptor regulator activity; type 4 melanocortin receptor binding. NCBI's taxonomy places the organism in Eukaryota, Metazoa, Chordata, Mammalia, Artiodactyla, Delphinidae. Gene Ontology annotation, cellular component: plasma membrane; endoplasmic reticulum.